AUGGAUCAACGACAUCCCGAAUGCACCAAGUAUCUCAAUAAUCACCUCGGCGCCCUCACCCAACGAAUGCUACUCACGAAAUGUCAUGUUCAAACGCUUGUGCUCAAAAAUCGGCUUGAAAUCGAGCUCCCGACGUUUGGCACGAUCGACACGUUGCAUAUUCGAAUCUUGGACGACUUCGAUAAGCUGGUGACGCUGCGGGAGCUACAAAAAGCUCCGAAUCUGAAGCCCAAGCUGGAUUACGGAGAGCUCCAUCCUGAUCCCGAAAUCUUCGAGGCGAUCCGACUGGCGACCGAUCGGGUCAAGUUCGCAGCGGUCGACGAGUUGGUCGAGUAUCGAGAGCUGAGGCUACGAUCGAUGGAAAUUGACGUUGAUUGCAAGCGGCGCUACGAGACUUUGGAUUAUGUAAAGGGCCUCAUCCACGAUUGGUCUUUCGCCUUGUAUCCAGCACCCUUUGAGGUGCUGCUCAAGGUCGAAAUCGAUGAGUGGGACGAGGCUUUGAACCAGGUGUUCCUCCCCGACCUGGCCGACGUUCCGGAGCACAUCGCUUUCGGAUGGUCGGGAAAUCGUCAUUCGGAAAGAUACCACGAGUCAUUACUAUUCACACUUGUA
This is a messenger RNA of Mesorhabditis spiculigera, 612 nucleotides long. NCBI's taxonomy places the organism in Eukaryota, Metazoa, Nematoda, Chromadorea, Rhabditida, Rhabditidae. The record is from the annotation of a GenBank genome assembly.